UCACGACGAGAGGGGCCCUUGCGAACGCGCCACGAACGAUUCAUUCUAUCGUGUUGGGGGGCUUGCAAUUUGGGAACGGCGUGCUGAUGUGUCCCAGUCUCCCCCAACUCGUUCGAAGAUUUGCAAUUCUGAUUCUUCUCGCCACAUGAAUGCUUGAAAGCUUGAGCUUCCUGUUAAAAGUCAGUUUACGUCGCCGAAUCGCGUGUCGGAGUUUCGUUCUGUAGUGCGGUGUUCGUUCCUCUGCAAUGUUCUCCUCAAUGAUUUGAUUGAUAGAUUCAUGUCGCCUAGUUUCUGAAAGUUGAGACGUGUGAAAUUGAGUGAGAAAUUUUUGAGCGGGAACGCGAAGGCUGCGUAUGCGCCAUAGCCGUCCCAAAUUCCAUCGCGUUUUGAGGUUGAAGGUUCGCAUUCGUGGACGUUUUCCUCGAGGGACUGGGGUUAGGAUCAUCUUGAGCAGUGGGAAUCCGGAGAGAGGGCUAGUGUUUUGAAUUUCACGAAGUUCCACCAUGAUUGCACUUACUUGCCCCACCGCUGUUCGGAUUUGCUCUCCUUACAAUUCGUCCCAAAGGAGUGCAGCUAAUGUCGCAUCAAGCAAAGCAGUCGUGUCGCCCCUGUGCCCUGGCAAUAGCGGGAAAGCUGUGGCAGGUUCAGUCUCGAAGGGUUUUGGUGCGGGCCAGCAAAAUGCGGGACUCGCGGACUCGAGGCUCUGGAAAUGUAGAUCCUCUUCCGGAGAGGUAGAAGCCACACAAUCGGAAGUAGAUAUUAGUAAGAAGAAUGCGAAGGCUCGCUUAGCAUCUGGCAGUCCAAUCAUCGUCGUGGAAGCGCCUCCCAUGCUGAAAACAGCUGAGCCUAUGCCCAUGAUGCGUCCAAACUUGGGUUUGAUCAAGGCUGGUGAUGCUGGCAGGAUUAUCGAUAGGAGACCGAAAGACGUAUGGGCCGUAAGGUUUGCAGCGGGGGCUUACCUUAUUGACGGAAAGUAUUUUGAAGCUCUGGUUGAGGAAUGAAGUUAUUCUAAGUUGAGGAGCUCCGAGUCGGUCCUCUGUCUGAAAAGCCCUUGGUCGGUGGUAAUUGCCAGAGAGAUUUGGGAUUGCUGUGCGUCCAGUGCAGCCGAAGGUCUACCUCACAGCUUUAGAUUUCACAUCAUUCCAAGUUGGACUCUCUUGUUCUAAGAUUUUGUAAUUCGCCCCUUAAAUCUCUACUCGUCAGUUGGGGUUAGUGUUUGUGGUAAACAGUUCGAAUUAUGAAGGUAUCUCUUCUCAUCCAUAUUGCUCCAAAUGAUAUAUCUCCUUCUCUGAAUGAGAAGGAGAUAAGUUAGUGUAAUCAUAUGAAAAGGCAGCGCUUUCCGACUGACUUCUCUUGCAGUCGAUGUUCUUGAAGCUUGCUUUAUAUGCAUAAAGUACUUUACCACUGAAUUGAAGAGAUGCAGGGACUUUUUUAGAUUCAAACGAUUACUUGGUUCUAUCACUUGCAGUGUCAGAAGCCAAAUUCGUUCUAGCUCGAUGUCGUGCCGGAAGUUCUUCCCUAACGUAGCUCUUGAUGCUUUUGUAC
Messenger RNA from Marchantia polymorpha subsp. ruderalis, 1545 nucleotides. The record is from the annotation of a GenBank genome assembly. NCBI's taxonomy places the organism in Eukaryota, Viridiplantae, Streptophyta, Marchantiopsida, Marchantiales, Marchantiaceae.